UGUUGCAGUUUGUUUCUUUUCAAUCUCAUGGCCAACAACGAUUCUGAUGCUUUGUUUGGAGAAUCCUCAAGUUUUUAACGCACAAGUUUCUAACCAAACCGUAACUAGUAUCACGCUUCAAUGGGAUAAAGUCCCCAACUCGGAUAUCUAUGAAAUUGAAAAAUACACUAAAAAGUUUGGCUGGCAAAGAGUGUCCUGGACGAGUGCGUGUAGGACGACAAUUGAACAGCUGGAUGAUAACUUUGCAUAUCGAUUCCAUAUAAAAGCCCUAAAACUCUCCCCAAAUGGCAAUCAAGACUGUGACGAAGAAGAAGAGUCCUUUGACGAACAUCAGCCAAAGGAAUUUAUUACACUUGGCUUGUCCGAGGAAAUUGUGGGAAUGACACUGUCAUCUCCCCCUUCAACUAUGUGCCUGCAUCGAGCCAUUAAGAAGGGUCAACAAUUUCUGAUCAAAAGGAUCCUACGACGUCGUCCCAGCCUGAUUGAUUACCCUGCUCAAAAUGGAUACCUUCCACUAGCCAAUGCCAUUACCAUGGGUGAAAUAUGCAUCAUUGACAUUAUCCUGACUGCUGGAGCCAGUGUCCACACAGGGAAUCCUUUAAACGGUCGAACACCGUUGCAUUUGGCAUUCUUUUAUGGACACCUGCCAGUAGCACGAAUCCUGCUGAACAAGAAAGCCGACAUAAAUGUCAAGGAUAACAAUGGCGUGACACCGUGCCAUUGUGCCGUGGAUGCAAACCAAUAUGACAUUUUGAAAUUCGCACUUGACAAUGGUGCCGAUAUGGAGGCGAUGGAUAUGUCAGGAUGGACUCUGUUAUUGAGAGCUGUUGGAAUGCAUUCAGAUUUGAUGAUUGUGAAGUUGUUGCAUCAGCAGGGAUCAAAAUUGGGGGCACUGGAUGUGAAUGGACUUAAUUGUAUGGAAUUGGCACGUUUGUUUGGAAAUAAUGAAGCAUUGAAAUAUUUGGAGAAUUGUGUGUAGAGAUAGAGGCACACACAUCAGAGUGAUUGAAAAUUCAAUUUCAAAUUAGAAAUUUUUAGAAAGUUUCUGAGAAAUGUUGAUUUUUUUAAGAUUAAAAGCAUUCAAAUCAUUUUUUUUGGCUGA
Messenger RNA from Episyrphus balteatus (marmalade hoverfly), 1102 nucleotides. It is a transcript of the gene flip, whose product is annotated as serine/threonine-protein phosphatase 6 regulatory ankyrin repeat subunit C. The record is from RefSeq and is a predicted model, not a curated record. The transcript is spliced from 5 exons. NCBI's taxonomy places the organism in Eukaryota, Metazoa, Arthropoda, Insecta, Diptera, Syrphidae. Bases 47 to 979 code for a protein of 310 amino acids. Gene Ontology annotation, molecular function: protein binding.